GACUCAGGUGCUGGGGAGCGGGCGGCCGCGCGGCGUCGUGGCUGCGCCGGCAGCAUGGACAGCGUGUUCGUGGAGGAGGUGGCCGCCUCCCUGGUCAGGGAGUUCCUCAGCAGAAAGGGCUUAAAGAAGACAUGUGUGACCAUGGACCAGGAACGCCCCCGCUGUGAUCUCAGCAUCAACAGCAGAAGUGAUCUCCGCAAGGUUUUGCAUCUCGAUUUGCUCUACAGGGAGAACAAGGCAAAGGAAAAUCCUCUAAAAACAAACCUUGAACUCAUUACCAGAUACUUUCUGGAUCACACUGAAAAUACCGACAACUUAAAUCAAGAAACUACAAUCCCUGCACUCCCAGCUCCAAAGAAAAAUAACAAGCUGACUUGGAGGUGCUCUGAAACCAUGCUGGUAAAUACACACAAUCUUUCAGGUGAAGGUGCAGGAUGGAGAACGCCACUGUCAGAGGCCGACAAAGCCAGACAUGACAAUCUUGAUGGAGAUUCAUGUGGUAAUUUUGUAUCAUCCAAAAGACCCUCACAGAAGAGUAAGCCCAUGCGUACGGUCCUAGGCGAAAGCCCUACUUUGGCAUGGGAGAAGACAGACCAGCUUCAUUCGGUAGAGCCUUGCAGGGAUGUGAAGAGGCCAGGGGAGAAGACCAGGCCAAAGUCUGGCCUGACUCUCAGGGGCAUGAUGGCUGGGACCAUUGUUAGCUCCUCACAGGACCCUUUCCUCAAAUGCUCUAUAAGGCGAUCCCCAGCUUCAAGUAGCAAGACUUUGAACAUCAAGCCCCAGGUCCCAGAGGAGGAAAGCCAGCAGCAGCCCAAACUCUCUGCCCACACUUCAGCCUUUCCAGGUCCAUCAGAAGCCUCAGCUGCUAGCAGCAGUUCCACUUUAAUGAGGCCCCUGGGUCAGCUGAGUGAAACCACCAUGGAAAAGUGGAAAACUAUUUCUGGCAGCCAAGAGCUGAUCCAUUGGGAUAGGCCCAGACCCAGACCCCGAAGCCUUUCAGAGGACAGCUUAGGAGCUUACAGGUGCACUGAAGCCAACACAACACCUUUGGGAUUGUACUUACCUGGUGAGAAUGCCAAGGUGACCCCGGAGCGGCUGGAAAGAGCAUCCAAGUGGCAGGGCAGCCAGUCCCCGCCUCCCAGGAAAAAUCAUUUGGUGGCUGAUAAGGUGGAUGACAAGCUGGGUGUCCUGCAGCUAGAGGAUGUUGAAGAUGAACUGAUAAGGGAAGAAGUCAUCCUGUCCCCAGCACCCUCUGCGCUGAAGCUGCAAAUCGUGUCAAAGCCAAUUGACUUCUCAGCUGCAAAGGAAAUAAAGACCCUUCUGUUUGGUUCGACCUUUUGCUGCUUCAGUGAAGAAUGGAAACUCCAGAGCUUUUCUUUCAGUGACACUGCCCCAUUGAAAUAUGGCAUUGUGCAGAACAAGGGUGGUCCCUGUGGGGUUCUGGCAGCUGUCCAAGGCUGCCUGCUGCAGAAACUCCUGUUUGAAGGAGAUAGCAGAGCCAGCUGCCCCCGCCCGCUGCAGCCUUCAGAUACCCAGAGGACCUGCUGCCUUGCACUGGCCAUUGCAGAUAUCCUAUGGCGAGCUGGUGGCCGAAAGCAAGCUGUGGUCACACUGGCUUCGGGAACACAGCACUUCAGUCCAACAGGGAAAUACAAAGCAGAUGGAGUCUUAGAAACACUCACGCUGUACAAUUUGACAAGCUAUGAGGAUCUGGUCACUUUUCUCCAGCACAGCAUUCAUCAGUUUGAAGCAGGCCCCUACGGCUGCAUCCUGCUCACCCUGUCUGCUGUCCUGUCCAGGACCCUGGAGCUUGUCCGCCAGGACUUUGAUGUCCCUACCAGCCACCUGAUUGGAGCACACGGAUACUGCACACAGGAACUUGUCAAUCUUCUCUUGACUGGGAGAGCUGUGUCCAAUGUUUUUAAUGAUGUGGUGGAGCUGGAUUCAGGGGAUGGGAAUACCACACUGCUCCGAGGCAUCCAUAUGCGCAGUGAUAUUGGUUUCCUGUCUCUCUUUGAGCACUACAACGUGUGCCAGGUUGGCUGCUUCCUGAAGACCCCGCGGUUCCCCAUCUGGGUGGUGUGCAGCGAGAGCCACUUCAGCGUCCUGUUCGGCCUGCAGCUGGAGCUCUUGUCUGACUGGAAGUCUGAGCAUAAAUUUGACCUGUACUACUAUGACGGUCUGGCCAAUCAGCAGGAGGAGAUCCGGCUGACUGUUGAUACUACCCAGACCACCCUCAAGGACAACAACAAUGACCUUGUCCCUCCACUAGAGCUCUGCAUUAGAACCAAGUGGAAGGGGGCUUCUGUGAACUGGAAUGGCUCAGAACCCAUCCUGUGACCCAUCAAUGCACUAAGCUCUGUGGCUUCACCACUCAUCACUUGGAUGAUUCCGGGACCCCAGGCCCCAGGGACAAGGCUCUGAGACGAGCCGACCCAAGUGGGCCUUUGUAGAGUGUAUUGUCUCACUCCCUUCUGUGAAGGGCCAUGGUGCGGCCUGGUGCACUGUUGAGGUUCUCUCAGCCCACCUGUGACUGCCAACGAUGGAAGGAGACCCCCAGGAACCCUGCAGCCUUUUAUAUGACUCCUCUCUUGCUUCCCCUGAAUCACUCCCUCACCAAAGCUUCUGAUGUUGUUGGCCUUGGGGACCUGAAUGCUUAUUACUUAAGCAUCUAUAAAGCAAGAGUCAAAUGUA
Jaculus jaculus (lesser Egyptian jerboa) is the source of this 2694-nucleotide messenger RNA. It is a transcript of the gene Mindy4, whose product is annotated as MINDY lysine 48 deubiquitinase 4. The transcript is spliced from 18 exons. The record is from RefSeq and is a predicted model, not a curated record. Gene Ontology annotation, biological process: protein K48-linked deubiquitination. The coding region runs from base 55 to 2340 and encodes 761 amino acids. Gene Ontology annotation, molecular function: cysteine-type deubiquitinase activity; K48-linked deubiquitinase activity. Lineage: Eukaryota; Metazoa; Chordata; Mammalia; Rodentia; Dipodidae.